This is a messenger RNA of Protopterus annectens (West African lungfish), 3912 nucleotides long. It is a transcript of the gene SNX33, whose product is annotated as sorting nexin 33. The coding region runs from base 1018 to 2688 and encodes 556 amino acids. NCBI's taxonomy places the organism in Eukaryota, Metazoa, Chordata, Ceratodontiformes, Protopteridae. Gene Ontology annotation, biological process: mitotic cell cycle; endosomal transport; mitotic cytokinesis. The record is from RefSeq and is a predicted model, not a curated record. The transcript is spliced from 3 exons. Gene Ontology annotation, cellular component: plasma membrane; cytoplasmic vesicle. Gene Ontology annotation, molecular function: phosphatidylinositol binding; protein binding.
UGGUGUAGGAAGGUGUCUUUACUCUGAAGUACGAGAAGUAAAAACAGCUCGCGCUCACAGAUGGCAACCGGGAUGGUUGGGAGGUCUGGAAUGGGGGCAGGGAUAUAAACAGGGUCAAAUAUGCCUCUUUCUUCAAAACGCAGUAGAGCCUUUUCUGUCUCUAAAAAGAAUGUGGCUCAAGCCCCACAAUGCACCAGGAAAAUGCCGAUCAUCCCUCUUUGGUUUUGCUUCCUUCUCCCAAGACCAGUUAAACCGGUCUCACUGAAGUCGGGAAAGAGUGUGUGAUCGAAGACCUACGCCUGGGGAAAAAUAAGUUUCACUUUAAAGUAGAGAAACAGACACUAUUGAGAUCAGGGGACAUUUACCGAGCAGGUUUUUAUGGGUAGGUGGAAAUAACCUGAAUGCUUAUUGUUUGCAUGGGAAGACUUGCACUAAGGCUAUCCUGGCAGGAAUAAAACUUCAAAGUAGUCUAAGUUCGGAGGAUUGUUUGCAUCUGCCUUACCUAGAUUUUUUGUACAUUUAAUCUUUGGAAAAAGUGAAUGUUGCAUUACACAUGAAUUUGGAAGUAUAUGCUUUGCAGCAAAAAAAGUGGAUCGAUCAUUGAAAUCAUCUGUCAAAAAAGUACGUCAUGCUUUGCAAGGAUUCUGGAUACCACUGAUUUAUGUUUCUGCUAAUUGAAGUUGCUAUACCAGUGUACUGCUGACAACUGCAAGUGUAUCUAUACUAGGAAGUUACAGACGGGAAGCAGUUAAACCCUCACUGUCAUCCAGGAAUUGUAGUAAAGUUUUGUCAAGCAUGUAACAGACAACCAGAAGCUGUACAUUUUAUGACUGCUUCAUUGAAAUCCAUGAUGGUAUGAUGGGGUUCAGAGCUAAUCCACAAGGGAUGAAAUCCUCUUCUUUAUGACAAAGAACAAAGGUUUCUGUCGGACUGGUACAAAAUCCCAUUCAUUCAGUGUUUAGUCCUUAAAAGCUGUAAGUAGUUUUCACAUUGCUGAUUUUUCUUAGGUUACAUAAAAUGGCUUUAAAAGCAAGAGCACUUUAUAGUUUCCAAAGUGAAAAUAAAGAGGAAAUUAGUAUUCAAGAAAAUGAAGAGCUGCUUGUUUUUGAUGAAAAUUCAUUAGAUGGCUGGUUACAAGGCCAGAAUAGUCGAGGUGAGAGGGGUCUGUUUCCAGCAUCUUAUGUUGAGGUCAUCAGGCCAAGGUCUAGCUCUAAUUUUACAGACAAUUCAGCCAGUCCAGCCAGCUCACCUGGAAAUGACUCUUCUCACCACUUGUCUGUAUCUAGCUAUGGACAGAGUGCAUAUGAGGAUGAUGAUGAUGACGACUGGGAUGACUGGGAUGAUGACUCUACUGUAGUGGAUGAGCCAAGGGGAACAGGGGGAACAAAUGGCCACCCCCACCAACAGUAUCCAUCACAUCUACACCCUAAUGUCCACUACCGCCCAAAGCAAAUAGAAAGGCAGGACAGCAUGACCAGUUCUAAGAGGGGAAGUGUUGUUGGCCGAAACCUGAAUCGAUUCUCUAGUUUUGUUCGCUCUGGUGUGGAGGCAUUUGUUUUGGGAGAUGUUCCAGUCAUGUCCAAGAUUACAGAAAAAUACUCUAUUGAAAUGGGUCCUAAAGGUCCACAGUGGAAGAGUAAUCCUCAGCCUUUUGUAUGCUCCAUUGAGGAUCCUACUAAGCAGACUAAAUUUAAGGGCAUAAAGAGCUACAUCUCUUACAAGGUGACACCUACCAACACCAACAUUUCUGUCUACAGGCGCUACAAGCACUUUGACUGGCUUUAUAACAGAUUGUUACAUAAAUUCACUGUGAUAUCUGUGCCUCAUUUGCCAGAGAAACAAGCUACAGGGCGUUUUGAGGAUGACUUCAUUGAGAAACGUAAACGACGAUUGAUUCUGUGGAUGGACCACAUGACAAAUCAUCCAGUGCUAUCCCAGUAUGAAGGAUUUCAACACUUCUUAACUUGCACUGAUGAGAAAGCAUGGAAACUUGGCAAGCGGCGGGCAGAAAAAGAUGAAAUGAUUGGAGCAUCCUUUCUCUUGACUUUUCAGCUCCCAACUGAACACCAGGACCUUCAGGAUGUGGAAGACCGAGUGGAUGUAUUUAAGACAUUCGGCAAGAAGAUGGAUGACAGUGUCCUACAGUUGACCAAUGUGGCCACUGAACUGGUUCGAAAGCAUGUCGGAGGCUUUAGGAAAGAGUUCCAGAAACUGGGAAAUGCAUUCAAUUCUAUUAGCCAGUCAUUUCAGCUAGACCCUCCUUAUAGCUCAGAUUCAUUGAACAAUGCAAUUGCGCACACAGGGAAAACGUAUGAGACAGUAGGAGAAAUGUUUGCUGAGCAGCCGAAGAAUGAUCUUUAUCAAAUGUUGGAUACACUUUCACUUUACCAAGGUCUACUGUCAAAUUUUCCAGAUAUUAUUCAUCUUCAGAAAGGUGCAUUUGCAAAAGUGAAAGAAAGCCAGCGAAUGAGUGAUGAGGGGAAAAUGGAUCAGGAUGAGACUGAUGGAAUUCGCAGACGAUGCCGUGUUGUUGGCUUUGCCCUUCAAGCAGAAAUGAACCACUUCCAUGAGCGUCGGAUUGCAGACUUUAAGAACAUGAUGCAGUCAUACCUGAAACAGCAGAUUGUCUUCUAUCAGCGAGUGAGCCAACAGUUGGAGCGCACACUACGCAUGUAUGACAAUUUGUAACUGAAAUUUUGUCUGGUUGUUGUCUUGGACUAUAAAAACAUGAGUUGAGACCAAACCGACCUUUCCAUAUUUGGAAACAGUCAAAGCCAUCUCUUGGGAAUUUGGUCCCCAAGUGGAGAUCUUUUUACUGAGAUAUCAGACUUCCUUUUUAGUGGGACUCAUCUUACCUCUUUUUGUUUCUGGUUGGACUGUCACUGUCAUCCUCUCAAAUUAUCAAGGGAAUCCUUUACUUAAGGACACUAGUUUCUGUUUUUUUUUUUUUUAAACGGUUAAGAGAAAUGUCAUAUGAGUCACCUGUCUUUAGUAUAUUCAAACAAGUUUACUUGUGGAAUAGCAAGGAAUUGUACUAAUUCUUAAUUAAAAAAAAAAUAAACAACAAUGACAGUCUUGAUGGGCCCUGUGAAGGAAAGGGUUCCACAUACAUUUUUCACCAUCUGAGCUAUGGCAGUAAUUUCCAUUGCACUCCACUGGUGUUAUAGAUUGAGGAAUGUACGCAUCCAGGUUUGUGUGUUUUCAGGUCAGAUGAUAUAGGCAUGAACAAGAAGUCUUUGUGAACUUGUUUGGUAAAAAGAAUGUUAUACCCUAAUCUUAUACAGAAAUGUAGGGGUCCCCGUGGGAAAAGGUUUGGGGUUAAAUAGAAACUGUUGCACCUGAAACCAUCCAACGUUAUGAUCAUUUUUAGAUGCCAUUACCCAUAAUUCUGCUGCUCUUUAUGUUUUUUACAUUGUUUAGGUUUUAUGUUUGUUUACAUUUUUUUUCUCACGAGUAAAUCACACUCCUUUGCAUAUCUGAGAUAUAAUGAUUAUUUCCACAGUAUCACAUGUGUCUGAUCAGCAUUAGAGAAGGUUUUAAAUUAGGAACUUUAUGGUGUUUACUUGUAACUGUGGCAUUAAUGAUCUCUUAAUGUUUAAGUAAAACUACUGUAAAUGAAGAUUUCUUGUUUUGGUAGAACUGUAACCUUCUAGUGCCUUUGCACUUUGAUCUUUUCUUCUGUUUUGCCUCUAUGAUGAUUGCUUGACGCCUAGAAUGUUUACUGAAAUGGUUCUCUAACAAGCUUUAGCAUGUAGACCUGGCUUUUGACCUGAACAGUCUGUCUACCUGCAUAUUUGUUAAUUCAGCAAAUGACAUAUAUAGGUCAGAGCUCUCAGCCAACUCCAACAGAUUUGCACCUGUAGGAUCUUAACCUAGUUAGACAAAUGAAUAAAUGCAUAAAAUAUUACUUUA